GUUGGUGUCCGGAGGCGAACGACGUGUACAAGCCUGCUCAUUCUCGCCCAGACCCUGGGAAUGGUUGCGGGGCCAAUCGUCGGAGGAUUUCUCGCAAGGAUUCCCAUGAAAACAGCAUUGUUCAACAAAAACACAUUGCCCGGCUGGUUUAUGGCAGUGGUUUGGAGCAUCUAUUGGUUGCUGACAAAAGUCCUGUUCAAAGACGUGACCGAUACUGCCGACCAGGUCUGAAUUCUAGUCAAUCAUUUUAAUUCUUAUCAUCGUUUCUCCAGCUUCAUGAGCAUCAUGACAGUCGCCUAGAGGUUUUGCAGGGAUCUAGAUGUGAAUUUCGUUCAGCAAUGACUGAUUCUCUGUGUGUAUUGGUGGUCAGGUCAGGGAUUCUAAAUAUGACGCUCGAUCCCAAUGCGCUGAGGGAGAAGGGGCCGAGAAGCAAGCCAGCUUCAGCAACAGCCCGACAGCUCAAUUCGCAUGAGCCAGCUUGAGGUACCGAGGUUUGCUCGCUGGUUUCUAUCUUUCCAGCGGCACCAUGGCCGGGGAAUUUCAAGAGACUCUAGAUAUGACACUCAAUGCGAAUGCGCUGAGGGAGAAGCAAGCCAGCACCGUGGCCAGGUCAGUUCAAGCCCUGGAGAAGCAAGCCAGCUUCAGCAACAGGUAUGGAUUGCCCGAGCUUGCUGGAAUAAACGUUCUUAACAUAAUUAUCUGCCCCGACGAUCAUCAAGUCUCAAUUCAAAUGAGCCAUCUUGAGUGUGUCGUUUCUCCAUUAUUUGUCUCCUGCCUGAUGAGUUACACAGCGUUCGUUAUCUUCUUCGAGCUCGGGUCGUGGGAAACAUCCAUCCCAAUAUAUUCAUGGAAGAAAUUCGGCCUCGACGCGUUCGAAGCAGGAAACUUCAUCGGGCUCAUCGGAUUGGGGACAGUUUUUCUUGUGGCAACAAUGCCGGCAUUGGCUCACAAGAUUCAGGAUCGACUUUGGCUGGCAGCUGGGUGCUUUUUAGGUUUGGCAGGGAUUGUUGCAAAUUAUAUCCUGCUUGGAGGGAACAGUGGACACAUGAACUUUCCAUCCUACGCAGCACAGUGGUUCGUGGUUUGUCUUGGGUUUAACACUGCUUCCAGCAUCACACUCUCACUUCUCUCCAAGAAUCUGGGAAACAAAUCCUCGGACAGGGCUGCUAUUGCCGUUCAACUCUCGAAUUAUAGCGGAAGGCUGCUUGGGGCGAUUUGGGGCACCGCUGCUGAUCUGGUUGGAGACCGUGGUUGCCACUGUUGCAAUGGUGGGGAUAAUUGCUAUGUGGAGGUUACUUAUUCUUUGAAAAGAAGUUCACCAAGUCUUUCAUGAAUUUAUGACUCAUGGGCUUUCAGAGCAA
Messenger RNA from Selaginella moellendorffii, 1361 nucleotides. RefSeq lists its product as uncharacterized. Lineage: Eukaryota; Viridiplantae; Streptophyta; Lycopodiopsida; Selaginellales; Selaginellaceae. The record is from RefSeq and is a predicted model, not a curated record. The transcript has 4 exons. The coding region runs from base 527 to 1333 and encodes 268 amino acids.